Molecule: messenger RNA, 1017 nt
Organism: Portunus trituberculatus (swimming crab)
Lineage: Eukaryota; Metazoa; Arthropoda; Malacostraca; Decapoda; Portunidae
Exons: 2
Coding region: 1-1017 (338 amino acids)
Biological process (GO): DNA replication, removal of RNA primer
Molecular function (GO): RNA-DNA hybrid ribonuclease activity; nucleic acid binding
Source: RefSeq, a predicted model, not a curated record
AUGCGCCUCAUUGUCGGCGCCCCAAGAUGGACUAGGAUCUGGACCCUCCAGGCAGAGACCAACAUCCCCCCCCUGGAAACACGACUGAAAGCUAACAGACCCACCACACGAAGACUACACAUCACCACCGCCAAGGCGAAGCUUAGCUGGACGGAGCUGUCAGCGCUAGCCAAUAAAACACGGCACUCAGCGCCCUCCAAAGGUGCUGACGUGUACUACACGGACGGCUCAGUUGAUCCCCAAACCAGCGCCUCAGCAUCAGCUUUCACCCAUGAAGACGAAACAGCUCUCUUCCGGCUUCGUAAUGGCUCGUCAACUUUGCAAACAGAGCUUCUAGCUAUACUGAAAGCACUCCAACACGCAGAACCACGACAAAAGCCAGUCACCAUCCACACAGACUCUCUGGGAUGCAUCCAAGCGCUGACUAGAGGGACACCAAGAGACAAUGUGGGCCUGAUCUCUUCCAUCCUGGUCACGGCCAGACGCAUCCAGGCAAAUGGAAGGACCGUACAGGUCAAUUGGAUUCCCAGUCACUCCGGCAUCCCAGGAAAUGAGGAGGCUGACACUGCUGCAAAAAAUGCCCUGAAACUAUCCACUGUUACCGCGCAAAUACCACCAAGUCUCUCCAGCCUGAAGAACAGCAUAAAAACGGUAACUAGCCAGGAAGCGAAGAACAACAUCAGAAGAUGGGCCAGCGUGGGGUCACCAAGUGCCUCCUGGUACCUCCAUGCAUCACAGAAUCCCAGCCCACUUCCACGACAACUGGACAGGAGGACAAGAACUAACAUGCACAGACUCCGUCUAGGAUACAAAUGCUUUAAUGAAAUCACAAACACACCUGACACUUGCCCACACUGCAACACCCAGACCAUGUCGCCCCUCCUACACUAUGUUGAGGAAUGUCCAGAGUCAGAGACACUUCUCAACAGAAACCUAGGCACGGCUCCUGAAAUACUGAAGCACACACCCCAAGACACACUCAUAGAACUGGUACGGACGUACCCGCCACCACGCUGA